GGAUGCGUCCACGGCGGCCCUACUUUUCGUGCUGCCGCUGACAGGCAGACGGGCGGUGCUCCGGUCGCUCAAACAUGGCCACCAUGAUGGAACCUCCGCUGUAACGUGAACGUUUUCGUUCGUAUUUAGCAUUUGGCUGCGAGCUAAAAGCGACUUUUUGUGCGGACGCGAUGAGCGAGAAGGCGGCGGGCGAGUUGCUGUGAUUGCGGCUGGCCGGCACUGUUGAGACAAAUGUUUGCUGGCGGCGGCGGGCAAGUUGUCUGUAAACACGUCGCUUGAGUCGCGCUUCUCAGCAAGCUGGAGAGGAAAAGCAGGAGAAUUGCAUCCAACCAAAUGCCCUCAGAGGACAGAAGAGCCCCACCUCCUGUCACUCGUGCCGGACGCAAAGCCGCCGCAUCCGAGAAGCGGCCUCGCGGGCGACCUCGAAAGGAUGGCGUAGGCGGCCACGCUGCGCCGCCGCCGCCUCCUCCUCCUCCCCCCAAGUCGAGGAAGAAGGGGAGGAGUCGAGGCCAAGCCCAGGUGGAGGAUGAAAAGGGCGCGGCCACGACGGAGAAAACUCCUCCUCUUGACAAGAUGAAAGAGAACGUGACAAGCGGACGCCGUGGCUCCGCCUCCAGGAGGAGGUUCAACACUGACCCCGCCCCUGCCGUCCCCGAAGCCCCUCCCAGCGACGAUCCCGUUCCUUUUACCCUGCCCCUGACAUCCAACUCUGAGGAGGAACUGCCUCAAACCGCUCCCGUUGCCCCGCCCCCUUCUCCACACAGCCUGGCUCCCAGCCCGAGCGCCGCACCCAUUGAGGCAGAGGUAGGCGGAGCCAGCGGAGGCUACAGCCCCGCACGGUGGCCCCGCCCGCGCCUCGAUGACGACGACACACCGUCGCCGCUUUUAUGCCGAUCCCCGUCCGAAGACUCCGGCUCGCCAACGCCCAGCCUGGGACACACCGAAAGACGCCUGCAGCAGUGUGCCUUCUGUUACCACGGCGACCAACCUCCCAUGGGCCAAGGCCCGCUGGUGGUGUUCGGACCCACGCCGGGCUACAUCCCGCUUCACAUCCUCAGCCGCAGAACGUCCUCGGACCGCGACGGCGAUUGUCACGACCACUGCUACCGACGCAGCCAGGCCGCACACAUGAGCAGCAGCAGCAGCAGCAGCAGCAGUCCAGCACAGUGUGACGACGAGUCUUCCUUCCAGUUGGUGGAGCAGCUCGGAGCCAUCGGACUUCCACACGACAUCGACGUCCAAACACUGUUUGACCCCACAGGUCAGUGCUGCGCUCACCUUCAGUGUGCGGCCUGGUCGGAGGGCGUGUGUCGGGGUGAGGGCCAAUCGCUGCUCUACGUGGACAAAGCCAUCGACUCAGGAAGCACACAGGUGUGUGUGUUCUGUGGCGGUCUCGGAGCGUCGCUGCGUUGCCGCGAGUCCGGCUGCGGGCGGAGCUACCACUUCCCGUGCGCUGCUGCUGCGGGAGCUCAUCAGGACUGGGAGCACAGACGCACGCUGUGCACAAGACACGCACAAGCAGCGUCUCGAUCGUGCGUGUCGUGUUCAUGCGGCGGUGACGCCGGCAGUCUGUUGAUGUGCUGUUCCUGCGGUAACCAAUACCACGCUAGAUGCCUGGCCCCACCCCUGACGCCCUCCUCCCUGAUCCGGGCUAGCUGGCAAUGUUUACAAUGUCGAGUGUGUCAGAGCUGCAGGCUCCGAGAGGAGACGUCUGUGUUGCUGGUGUGUGCUCGCUGUGAUAAAGCUUACCAUCCACACUGUCUGACUCCUCCACUGGAUCACACACCUGACAGUAAAUGGACCUGCCAGAGCUGUAGGGUGUGUCUUCGCUGCGGUGUGAGGUCCUCUGGUCCCUGGGCCAAUCACCCGUUCCUUUGUGCGUCAUGUGACCCAGCUCUGCCUUGUGCUCUCUGUGGCCGCGCCCCCGACUUGUACUCACUGCAGGACUAUGUGAUGUGUGUCUGCUGCUACAGGUGUGUGCAUACCCAGUGUGUUUCCAUCGAGGCAGGCAUCAGCACAACAAAGUGUGAUGACAAAAGUUACAUUUGCCCUACCUGUCAGCCUCAGAGGGCGGAGCUAGCAAUACUCGCACCAAUCUCUCACAGUCCUGCCCAAGACCUCCAGCUUAGACCCACACAGGCGCCACAUGUUCAAAGUCCUCCUGAAGUUUUCCCCCUGAGUACUACCCCUCACAGCCCCUUCCAGCUAUGUUCAGAGCAGGCUAAGACUCCAACUGAACCUACAGGACUGUCGCACGAAGGUCCAGUACCGUUUCCAGCCGAUGCCACAGAGCUCCAGCAAAGUCCAACUCUAUCUUCUUCUAGCGCCACAGAGCACAGACUAACUUUAGUCCUGGCUGCCUCCAACCCAGAAGAGCUCCAGCAAAGUCCAACACCAUCGCCUUCUAACUCCGGAGAGCAAAGACUAAGUCUAGUCCUGUCUCCCUCCGACCCAACAGAGCUCCAGCAAAGUCCAAAAUCGCUUAUGCCCACAGAGUUAAAACCAAGUCCACGGUCAUCGCCCUCUCCUGCUACAGAGCCACAGCAAAGACUAAGUCCAGAACCAUCUCCUUGUUACCCAGAACCUAGAUUAAAUCUAAUACUAUCUCUCUCUGACCCACCAGAGCUUCAGCAAAGUCCAGAAUCAUCUCCUUCUAACCCCGCAAAGGUUAGACUGAGUCCAACACAGUCUUCAUCGAACCCAACAGACCCCCAGCAAAACACAGAACCAUCACCCAUUCACUCCACAGUGCUGAGAGACAGUCCAUUGCCAUCUCCUGCAAACCUCACAGCAUCGCCGUGUAGUUCAUCUUCCUUGGACCACACAGAGCUUCACCAAAGUCCUUCUGAGCUGCAGACAAGUUUAGCAACAUCUCCCUUUAACCCAACACAAUUUAGUGAAAGUCCACCACAAUAUCCAUCUGAGCACACAGACCUCCCUUUGACCUCUCAUCCCACAGAGCUUCAACUAAGUACUGUUCGAUCCUCUUCUAACAACACAGAGAUCCAGAGGAGUCUUGUACCAUCCCUUUCAGAUGCAACAGAUCACCAGCAAAGUCCAGUUCCAUCUCCUUCGAACAUCACAGAGCUCCAACAAAGUCCAGACUCAUCUUCUUUUAAUGUCACAGAGCUCCAUCCAACUCCAGUCCCAUCUUCAUUGAUGCCCACAGAGUUCCAGCUAAGUUUCGUCCCAUCUCCUUCUAACGCCAAGGAUGUCCAUAUGAGUCCAGUACAAUCUCCUUCUAACGACAUUGAGCUACAGCAAAGUCCACUCCCAUUUCCUAACGUCACAGAGUUCCAGCAAAGUCCGCCAUUUCCUUCUAAUGUCACAGAGCUCCAUCCAACUCCAGUCCCAUCUUCAUCGAAGCCCACAGAGUUCCAGCGAAGUUCAGUGCCAUCUCCUUCUAACGCCAAGGAUGUCCAUAUGAGUCCAGUACAAUCUCCUUCUAAUGACACUGAACUACAGCAAAGUCCACUCCCAUGUCCUAACGUCACAGAGUUCCAGCAAAGUCCGCCAUUUCCUUCUAAUGUCACAGAGCUCAAUCUAAAUCCAAUCCCAUCUUCAUCGAAGCCCACAGAGUUCCAGCGAAGUUCAGUCCCAUCUCCUUCUAACGCCAAGGAUGUCCAUAUGAGUCCAGUACAAUCUCCUUCCAACGACACUGAGCUACAGCAAAAUCCACUCCCAUGUCCUAACGUCACAGAGUUCCAGCAAAGUCCGCCAUUUCCUUCUAAUGUCACAGAGCUCAAUCUAAAUCAAAUCCCAUCUUUAUCGAAGCCCACAGAGUUCCAACAGAGUCCUGUCCUAUCUCCUUCUAACGCAAAGGAUCUCCGUCUAAGUCCAGUCCCAUCUCCUUCUAACCCGAAGGAUCGCUGUCUAAGUCCGGUCCCAUCUCAUUCUGACGCAAAGGAUCUCCAUCUAAGUCCAGUCCCAUCGCCUUCUAACGCAAAGGAUCUGUGUCUAAGUCCAGUCCUAUCUCCUUCUAAACUAAAGGAUCUCCGUCUAAGUCCAGUCCAAUCUCCUUUUAACGACACAGAGAUACAGCAAAGUACACUCCCAACUCCUAAUGUCACAGACUUCCAGCAAAGUCCAACACCAUCUCCUUCUGUCUCAGAUCUCCAUUUAAUUCCAGUCUCAUUUACAUCGAAGCCCACAGAGUUCCCACAAAGUCCAGUAUUGUCGCCAUCUAAUACAAAGGAGCGCCAUCAAAGUCCUGUUCAGUCUCCUAACAUCACAGAGCUCCAUCAAAGUCCUGUUCAGUCUCCUAACAACACAGAGCUCCAUCAAAGUCCUGUUCAGUCUCCUAACAACACAGAGCUCCCUCAAAGUCCUGUCCAGUCUCCUAACAUCACAGCGCUCCAUCAAUGUCCAGUCCCAUCUACUAACAUCUCAGAGCUCCAGCAAUGCCCGUUGUCAUCCCCUUCUAACACAACAGAUCUCCAUUUAAGUCUAGACCAAUCUUCUAACGUCACACAGCUCCAGAAAAGUCCAGUCCUUUCCAUUUUUAACUUUACCGACCUCCCCCCAUGUCCAACACCACCACCUUCUAAAAUCACAGAGCUUCAGCAAAGUCCGGUACCAUCUUCAUCGAAGCCCACAGUGUUUCAAGAAAGUCUAGUCCCUUCUCCUAUCAAUGUCACAGAGCUCCAUCAAAGUCCAGUCUCAUCUCCUUCUAACACUACAGAGCUCCAACAAAGCUCAACACCAUCUCUUUCCAACAUCACAGAGAUUCUGCUUAGUCCAACACCAUCGCCUUCUUACAUCACAGAGCUCCAACAAAGUCCAAAACUGUCUUCCAGCGUCACAGAGCUCCAUCGAAGUCCAAUCCAAUCUCCUUUGAACAUCACAGAGCUCCAUCAAAGUAUAAUCCCAUCUCCUUCUAACAUCACAGAGCACUGUGUUAGUCCUGUCCCAUUUCCUUCUGGCACAGAAUUCCAUCAAACUCCAGUCCAAUCUCCUAACAUGACAGCACUCCAACAAAGUCCAACAUCAUCUACUUCUAAUGUCACAGAGCUCCUGCAAAGUCCAGUCCCAUCCCCUUCUGAAGUCACAAACACGAGACUAAGUCCAGAACCUUCUACACCAAUCCCCACAAAUGUCCAGCCAAGUCUAGUUCAAUCUCCCUCAGUCCCUGCAGAACUUCAUGAAAGUCCUGUGCCGUUGCCCUCAAACGCCACAGAGCAAACGCGGAAUUCCAAUUUAUUAGGUCUUGAGCCUCUCAUGGUUGGAAAAAGCCCCGGAGAACACCAACACCUCACUACACCUUCUUAUCCUUGUGGAGCAGAUCUCCAAAAAGGUGCACUGCAACCUCCCCCUAGUCCAGCUGAUCUUGUAAAGACCCAUCUGUUCUGCUUUGAGACUGCAGAACUUCAGGAAUGUCCUGCUGCACCUCAUCUUAGUCCAGUCCAAGUAAAGAAUGACCCACACGUCAACCAUGUUCCUUGGGAAUGUAAGGAAAACCAUGCCACAUCGCCAAUAAUUCACUUUUGUUCAACACCCCCUCCAUUGUUUUCUGUUCCUUUGGACAUGGAGCCAUUCACUGUCCUUUUGACCUCCACACCGGCUCAACUUAGUCCUCCAUCCAGCCCUUCCAUGCAGUCAACCAGGGAAAAGCUUGCAACAGAAGUGUCUCCAAAGUCUCCGGUGCAGGAUAGUACGAUGUCCGAGCUCAGACCGAGCAGAUUUGAUGGUGAUGAAGCAAAGCCUGAGAUUAUCUCUCCAGACCACAUUGUGCAAGAUGAUGGCACCCAGCUGAGUAGAGCCCAUAGUCCUGCUGACGUCACCAUUGACCCGGCACUGCUCCGAACCCAUCAAGGAAAAUGCAUUCCUGAGCUGCAUUGUUCUACACAAGUUGUAACAUCACCUCUGCAGAGUCCUACACAGGAUGUUGAAAUGGUGCUAGCUCAGGAGAGCAAUUCUUCUCAUUUGGCCACUUUUACACUGGACCAGGACCUCUCACCAGGCAGUAAACACCUUGCAUACAGGCCCAGUUCAGCUCCCUGUAGCCCAUCAAGAGUGCCCCUUAACUCCACCCCGUGUAGUCUGUCACAGCCUGCCAGUCCAGCACGGAUGCCCUCUACGCAACCAGCUAGGCCUUUGCAACUGCGAAUUCUUUCCCGCCAGUUUGUUGCGCAACUGAACGUCACAACAAUGCUCCCUCAUGGCUGUGGGGCCGGCGGCACAGAGCUUAGACCUGGAGACAUUACACAGAACCUAAACCUGGACAGUCAAACACUUGAAUCAGCUCUUUGUUGCUCUGCCACUGUCGUGCCCGCACCCCCAUCAGUUUCCCAUCUGCAGAGUAAGCAGUCGAGUCCUCUUCGUGAUCCGCCGUUGCCCACACCAUCAAGCCUUGUGCACCAAAGCACUUCAGUGGACCGCAGUAGCCUCGUUCACAUGUCUUCUGAUGCUGAAACUGUGGAGGACGUUCCUUAUCAUCAAAGUGCUUCUCUUGACUGCACAUUGCAAUGCACAAAACCUUUGGAACACCAGGCAAGCACAGUACAUAUACAAGCUAGCAUGAGUGGUGCUAGCCCUUCACAUGCUAGUGAAAUGCCUGCUAGUCCUGCUAGCUCACUUCAGGCCUCAUGUGACUCAAUGACGGAGGUGACAGACCCUGCCGAACCUUUACCAGCAAGGACCAGUCCUUUAAGCCAACAAGAUAGCCCGGUGAUGCUAACUGGUGACUGCUCUUCCCAGCCGCCAGCCAGCCCCUCGUCAGUGCUUUCUACUCACGCUGACACCAUCCCACCUAAGAAUGAAAACACCAAGACAGCAGUUGACCAUCUGUGCCAAGUCACUGGAUUACAAACCGGUCCUGGUCCACUGGGUGGUUGCAGUCCAACUGGGUGUGUGCGUGAUCCAGAGCCGCCUCAGCUCACAGAGUCUGGCCAGUCUAGUCUUUUACAAGUCUCGACUUGCAGCAGUCCCUCAGAGACGAAGCUUUUACAUUCAACUAACGUUAGUCCUACACACUGUAGACCUGCUUAUGACAGCUCUGAUAGCCAAGGUCUGAGCAUCAUUUCCUUGGAGGAGAGUGUUUGCUUGAGCAACCAAAGUUCCUUACAAACUUGUGUGACGUUACGCACAUGCACACAUGCUAGUAGCAGCCGGACUCCAACGCAGGCUGCUGAAACAUUUCACGGUAGCCCCACAGGUAGCACAGAUUCUAGCCUUAAAUCGAACACACAGGCCACUUUUCGAGACCAGAAGUCGCUCAUUUCCACUUCACUGCAGCUUGAUUCUGGUCCAUGUUUGACUUCAGAUUCUUCAUGGAAGACCAAACCAAAAUCGACAAGUUGCCAACCCGGCUCGCUCACUGCUCGCCAGGCUAGUGUGACUUACCCUCGCCAGUCUCCAGCACCAUUAAGCCCCUUGAAUGACAGACUACCCAGCAGUCCCACUCAGGAACACACUGACAUGCCUGAACCUCGAUGUACUCAUAAAACACUAGAUCGUUCUUCCCCCACUCGUGCUACACAAACCCAUACAGUGAACGGGAGCCAGCUUUAUAGUCAUUCACAAUUGGCUAAUGCACAGAUUACACAAAGUCUUACUCCUACCAGCCCUGAGGAGCCAGAGACCAGUACGGGUCCAGCUGUUCAUACUCUCGUUGAGUCAGAAACUGGCCCAUGCCCUACUGGUCCUACUUCUAUCGUCUUGUCUGUGGGCGAGGCCACAUCCAUUUACACCACAGACCAGGAAGAACAUCUCAGCUUACACCAGUACCUUCCUGAGACGACAAAAGGAGGAGUGCUGGAUCUGGAGAAGAAUGAGCAGGAACAGGAGGGAAAUGAGGAGCAGAAGCAAGAGAAUAGCGAGCAAGAGGAGAGUGAAGUACAAAACCAGGAGGAGCAAAACCAAGGGCAUAAGGAGCAGAACCAGGAGGAGCUCAGUAGUUCAAAGUGCCCCCCCUCAGGAGUUCAUCUGUCUCCUGGUGAGCCUGCUGCAGUGUCCCCCUUCCUCUACAGCCCUCCCUCGCCCUCAUCGCCCUCACCUACCGCUUCCCCGCCGCCAUCGACUGCCGAUCUUCAACAUGGCGACGUCUCCUCGGAGGCAUCCCUCCCCCUCAGCGUGGCGCCGGACGCGCCCUCAUCUCUGGAGGAGCAAAGUGAGUGGGGACAAGAAGACAUGUUGUUGUCCCAGAAGAUGCUCGAAGCCACCAAAGAUGUUGUCCAAUCCCACGCCGGGUCUUCAGAAAAGGAGUCGUCGACCCCGGAUGCGGUUGCAAUGAGGCCGAACCAGGAGGAGGUGAGGGAGAGUAGCAGUGAUGGCGAAGGGGAGCCGGAGCCAUUUUUAGACAUGGAGGUGAUGAAGCCGAUGAGCUCGUCAUCGCCUCUGUGCGAGUCCCCCCGGCUCCCGUCCUCCCCCAGUCCUCCCCCUCUCACCACACGGAGUCUCAGGCCUCCUCCUCACUCCUCGCCUCCAUCAGACGAGCUCUCCAUCCGCCUAAGACGGUCUCCUUUCUCCACUGAGGCCUCGCCUGAGACCUCCCCGGUCAGGGUCCCCCUCACCCCGCCGCCCCUCUCCCCUCCUUCGCCCCCCCUCAGCUUCACUCCUCCCUACACGGAGUCGCCACCCCUGUGCAAGACGCCUCCUUCCACGGUGAUCCCGCUCACUCGUAAGAUUGGCAUGGGCAAGCCCGCCAUCUCUAAAAGGAAGUUCUCACCCGGCAGGGCCCGGGUCAGGCAGGGCUCGUGGUGGAGUAAUGUCAGAGCGGUGAGCCCCCCCUCGUCCUCCCAGGACUCUAUGGGCGAGGGGGGCCGGGACAGCCCCAAGUUCCGUCAAGCGGACCCGCCCUUCUGGAGCAUGAGAGUGGGUCGCGGGUUGGGCUUUCCCGGGAGGAGGAGGUCCAGAGGAGGAGGUGUUGGAGGAGGACGAGGAGGACGUGGAAGGAGUCGAAUUAAGACGCAGGACUGUUUGUCGGUGUCACCGGCGUGCGGCGUAGUGGAGUCCGUCCCGCCCAAGCAAGAGGAGGAGAACUCCAUGCACAACACGGUGGUGAUGUUCUCUACAUCGGACGUGUUCACGCUCAGACAGGACAUGUGCGUGGUGUGCGGCAGCUUCGGUCAGGGAGCAGAAGGUCGACUGCUGUCGUGUUCCCAGUGCGGCCAGUGUUACCACCCCUACUGCGUUAACGUCAAGGUUACUCGUGUCAUCCUGACCAAAGGGUGGCGCUGUCUGGAGUGUACGGUGUGCGAGGCAUGCGGCGAGGCCACAGACCCCGGGCGGCUUUUGCUGUGUGACGACUGUGACAUCAGCUACCACACGUACUGCCUGGACCCGCCCCUACACACCGUCCCCAAGGGGGCCUGGAAGUGCAAGUGGUGCGUGUGGUGUGUCCAGUGUGGCUCGGCCUCGCCCGGGCUGUGCUGCGAUUGGCAGAGUAACUACAGCCGCUGCGGACCCUGCGCCAGUCUCACCUGCUGCCCCCUCUGCCAGAGAGCUUACACCAAUGAUGACCUCAUUCUGCAGUGUCAGCAGUGUGACCGGUGGGUGCAUGCAGUUUGUGAGGGUCUGACCACUGAACAUGAGGUGGAGAUCACUGCUGAUGAAGGUUUCGACUGUUCACUGUGCAGAACACACAGUCACAUCCCAUACGGGAGGCUGGACAAUUUGGACAUGGCUCAGAUCCUCUCCAGGAGCCGAGAAGCAGACACGAAGACGUACAGUCAGGACGGAGUAUGUCUGACCGAGUCGGGCCUCUCUCAACUCCAGUCUCUGGUUGAACCCUUGACCUCCGCACGCAGGUACCGCAGGUGCAAACCCAAACUGAAGCUGAGGAUCAUUAACCAGAACAGCGUGUCUGUUCUGCAGACCCCGCCCCACCCGGACACAGGUCACUUGGAGUGUGACCUCAAGUCCGACUCGAGCCCCGAGAGAGAGCAUGUCCCUGAGGAUGAUGUCAGCAAAGACUUGGCGAAGAGGAAGAGGAAGCCAUACAGGCCAGGUAUCGGAGGCUUCAUGGUGCGGCAGCGAGGCGGGAAGGCGGGAGCCGGCGCCGUUAAAGUGUGCGGCGGGAAAGAUUCAAGUGAGAUGCUGCAGGCAGACGAAGAUGGAGCCGAGCAGAGCGUGGACAAGGUGAAGAAGCGAUACAGAAAGAAGAAGACAAAGCUAGAGGAGGCCUUCCCGUCUUAUCUACAGGAAGCGUUCUUUGGUCGGGAUCUUCUGUAUCGCAUUCGUCAGGUGGACCAGGGAGCGGUUGAUGGAAAAGGCCCCACCCCCUCAGAAAAGCUGAUGGACAGAAAGCAGGAAAGACUUCCGUUGUCGGAUGACGCGCUGGUGGAUCUGCGUGACGUUCUCGACACGCACCCUCACAUUCUGGCCACGGGACACGCAGCUGGCCCCUUGCCGACCUCUGAGCUGACAGGAAGUGGCGGGCAGGCUCAGAGAGCGUUGCACGAAGAGCCUCUGGACGCCAUCUUAAACCCCGAGCUGGACAAGAUGGUGACAGACGGUGCCAUCCUGAGCAAAUUGUACAAGAUUCCAGAGCUGGAAGGGAAGGACGUGGAAGAACUCUUCACUGCUGUACUCAGCCCGGACGCCAGCGAGCAACACAACCAACACGCACACGCUGCAGCAGCAGGUGUCGGCGCGUUUCCUCGUCUGGCGCUACUGAACGGCGUGGCGGGCCGCGCCCCCGACGUAGACGUGAUGCCGGGGGGGGCCUUCUGUGGCGCCACCCCUUGCCUGCUCCCAACCAAUCAGGCGGCGGGGGAGGGCGAGCACGACGCCAUGUCGACGGCUCAGAGGAGCAUGUUGAAGUGGGAGAAGGAGGAGGCUCUGGGGGAGCAGGCCACAGUUGCGCCUGUGCUCUAUUGCAAUACCAACUUCCCCCAUCUGAGGGAGCAGUACCCUGAGUGGUCCACAAGAGUGAAGCAGAUUGCCAAGCUCUGGAGGAAGGCCAGCUCUCAGGACAGAGCGCCUUACGUGCAACAUGCGCGCGACAACCGUGCGGCUCAGCGCAUCAGCAAGGUCCACAUGUCCAGCGAGCCCCCGAAGCGUGCACAACCCUCCCAGCCGCCACCGCUUCAAGGACCGUACGACGCCGUCUCCCCGGACGCCGACUUGGCGCUGAAGGACCCGCUCAGGCCCAGAGAGUCGCAGCAGGAGCAGGAGUGGAAGUUAAGACAGGGAGAGGUAAAAGACAGAUGGCGAGCCGGUAAGAAGAGGCAGGAAAAUACAGAUAAAGAUUGUCCCUUCCAGGCAUCUCUAGCAGGAGGUGGCAAAGAGGCUCCGCAAAUGCGUCAGAAGAGCAAGCAGCAGGCCAAGAUGGAAGCCACCCAGAAGCUGGAGCAAGUGAAGAAUGAGCAGCAGCGGCAGCAGCUCUCAGCAAAUCAGCAGCCGGACGUGUCGCCGGACGUUCAGGCCCGACAGAACCUCCUCCAAGGCUCGUCAUUGGCUGACAACGUGUUCCUCAGACCGCAAGUCCCGCCGCCUUCUGGCUACUCCUCGCUUCCUCACUCCCCCCGCUCCCCUCACUCCUCCUCCCCCCUCCAGCAGCCCCCGUCCUCCCCCCAAGUGUUCUCCCCUCCUUCGUCCCGCCCCACGUCACCCUGGGACCCCUACAGUAAGCCGGCGGGAACCCCUCGGCCCGCCUCCGUUCAGCGCUGCCCCCUGCUCAGCGUCUCCCCCGCCCUGGGUUCUCCCGCACCCUCGCCAGACUCGAAAGCCUCUGAUGCUUCAAGGACCCUCGCACCCCAGCCAGGCCUGCAGCACAGCAGAGCGGCUAUGAAGAGCCCCCCCUCUGGCUCCCAGGUGUACCACAGGUCUCAGGUCCAAGGGGGGGUGUUUAAAGCCCCCAUGCCGCCCCAAAACCAGCUGCAACAGGAGUUGUUUGGCACCAGGAGGGACCCGUCCAGACCCGCAGACCUCAGCCUCCCUCAGCCUCAGGAUCCCGCCUUUCAUUCUGGCCUGGGCUCCCCUCAGCGCAGCCCUUACGCCCCCACACUCGGGACCCCCAGAGUUGACAAUAGCCAGCAGAUGGCUGAGCCCAUCGUCCAGCAGUCCUCUUUGCCUUCCCAGCCCUCACACGAUGCCUACACCAACUCUCCAACUUCUGGCCCACACAGUGACAGCUUGUACCUCCCGAACACCAACCCGAGCCUUAGCACGUCGCCCGCGCUCUGCCUCGACCACUUGAAGAUGGUGACCGGCCGCCGCCCGUCCCCCUCCCAUCCCGCAUUGGACCCCUACUCUUCAAACACUGGCGCGCCACGCCCCUCGGUUCCCGAGCGCUUCCCGAGAUCGCCGGGUGGCACGCUGACCUCCGACCCCUACGCCAGAGCCCCCGGUACCCCGCGCCCCUCGCCGGACCCUUACGUCCAUCAACCCCCCACUCCCCACCCUCAGAAGGCCCCCGAAACUUUUGGCCAGGCCCAAGUGGAGACCUUCGCUCCUCAACUCGGGAGAUCUUCUAUUGGUCGGGACCUUGGUGGCGGGACGGUGACUCAUAAGCAGUCGCCACAGCAGGACUCCUUUCCCAGGACCCCUGCGAGUAGCCAGACCCCAAAGCACCUUGGGGCAUCUGACGACAGAUUCUCAUCAGGUCAUGUCACCUGCGGACCCUCCCAGAUGGACAAGAUGGCAGCAAAUGACAUGGUGGCAGUAGGUGUGACUUCUUUAGAAGGACCACUGUGCCUGCUUCCACAGCUUGGUGACUCAGAGGAGAAACUGAAACAGCGUCAGAGGCUGCGCCAGCUCAUCCUUAGGCAGCAGCAGCAGAAGAGCGCACUGCGGCAGGACAAAGGCCUUCAGGAGGCCGGACCCUCGGUAGUCACACCCGGUCCGGCCGCCGGCGCAGCGACACCCCAUCGCUGGCUCCAGGACGCCACCGCCACCUCUCCGACGGACGUGUUUGGACGUCCCCCGCCGCCUUACCCUGGCACGCUGCGUCUUCCCAGGCCAGCUGGAGUUUAUCCUGGAGCUUUUCCAGGGGAACAGCCGAGAGGGUUGACCCCCAGUGCGUCUGGUUUUCCCGUGCAGAGCGCAACGCCGUUGAGGUUUGGGUUGCAGGACUCCUUCCCGCGCCCCCCCCUGGCGUUGGUGCCCGGCGCUGGGCUCGCAGGCCCCAGGGUAGCCCCGGUCCCGAUGAGGAAGCCGGUGCAGGGUGAGUUGAUCGCCAUCCGUCACCUGACUGCCACCAGCCCGCACCCUCACAUCGUGUCAGUCGCCCCCCAGGCUUUUCCCGUCCCCCCCGCGCUCUCUGUGCAGCAGCACAGCAUCAUGGGUCAACCCUACAUUGAGCUUCGCCACCGCGCUGCGGAGAACCGCUUGAGACUGCCCUUCUCCCUCACGGUCGGCCCAGUCUCCGAGACCCCCCCGCCAGCUGCCAAGCCCAGUCUGGGAGCCCGGACGGGGGAGACUGCGACGGGCCGGCCCAUGCUCCUGAUGCUGCCGUUGAACCAGCAGAAUCAGCAAAACCUGGUCCAAGCCCCGGCGUUGGGUCCGGGCAACGACGCGGCACUCCAAGGAGCCGAGGGCAUGGACGAGCACCUUGAAGGGGUGGACUCUGCGGUCAAAGAUCUGGAAGAUGUGGAGGUGAAAGAUCUAGUUGACCUCAAUCUCAACCUGGAUCCGGAAGAUGGCAAAGAAGACUUGGACCUGGGUGCUAACGACCUCCACCUCGAUGACUUCCUGCUGUCGGGGAAGUUUGACCUGAUCGCUUACGCUGACCCCGAGCUCAACCUAGACGACAAGAAGGACAUGUUCAAUGAAGAACUUGACCUGGGAGAGUCCACGGGGGACAAGAAGGACGGACCCAGAAAGACGGAUAACGUGCUGGGUCAGGUGAAAAAAGGAGGUGACGAGAGCGUCAAGGCAGAUCCUCAAGACCAGUCUGCUCCCCUUCAUCUCCCUCCACAACCGAGAAAGCUCCCUGGACCAGAUGGAGUUUUUGGACUACCUGUAGCUUCUGGGGCUGAGGCAGCUGGAGCCUCUCAGCCCGGCUCCUCUUUGCACCUCGCUAAGGGGGAGUUGGGAGUGUCUGGGAUUUUGCCAGAACUUCAUGCCCAGGGAAAAGUUCUGUCUUCUGCCGCGACUCCCACGCCGGCUCCAGGUCCGCAGUCUGACUUUCAGCGGAGAGCACCCGGACCCUCGUCGGCUUACCUUGAUCCACCACCUCAGACUCAUCCGCUGCCAUUUCAGCGCACGUCGGCUCAUCAGGGUCUUCCGUCUGGUUCCGGCCCUCACUCGGUGUCACUCCGAUUGCCCCAGCCUUGCCUCCUCCUCAACACUCAGGCCCAGCCUCCUCAGCGGGACGUGCCGACUCAGACCCAGGACCAGGACCAGAACAAAGGCAAACCUUUGCUUCUGGAGGAGCAGCCUCUCUUGCUGCAGGAUCUCCUGGACCAGGAGCGCCAGGAGCAGCAGCAGCAGAAACAGAUGCAGGCCCUGAUCAGACAGAAGUCCACCUCGGAGCCCGGAAUCCCCGAUUUGGCAGACUUUGACUCCAUCUCGGACCCCAUCAUGAAGGCCAAGAUGGUGGCUCUGAAGGGCAUCAACAAGGUCAUGAGCCAAGGCAACCUGGGCCUCAACAACAUGGUCGUUAACAGGUUUCAUCAGGCUCCUGGCGCCGCCACUCCCGAGGCCACAACGCAGCCUCCUCUUUCAGUGGGACAGGACGCCGAGUUGACCCCUCAGCCGGUCCAGCCCAGCCCUCCCAGCUGCGGACCCGGCUUUGUCAACGACUCUCAGAGGCGUCAGUACGAGGAGUGGUUGGGGGAGACGCAGCAACUCUUGCAGAUGCAACAGUGCCUCCUGGAGGACCAGAUCGCCGUGCACCGCAAGACCAAGAAGGCUCUGUCGGCCAAACAGAGGACGGCCAAGAAAGCGGGCCGUGUGCUGGGCGAGGAGGAUGCCGCCCAGCUGCGCUACGUCGUGGACCAGCAGUCCGCCGUCCAGAAGCAGCUGGAGCAGAUCCGGAAGCAGCAGAAAGAUCAUACGGUGCUGAUUGAGGACUACAAGACCAAACAGCGGCAGCAGAGAGCCCCCACGAACGUGCCUGCUGCAGUGCUCCCCCAAAAUGUGCUUCCUUUGCAGAAGAACGCCCAGAGCGUCCCUCACGGUUGGUCGCCAGCGGGCUCGGCAUCUCGCCCACCGCCUCAGAUGUCGCCCGCCCGCUCGACGACCCCUCAGGUUUCAGCCGUAGUGCCCGGACUUCCGACUCCAACGGCGGGCUUUGCCCCCAGCCUCAGGGGACCCGCCGGUGGCACCUCGGCGGGUGACUCAUCGACCCCCUCGCCACAGGUCAAAUUUGACGACAACAACCCGUUCAGUGAAGGUUUCCAGGAGAGGGAGAGGAGGGAAAGGCUGCGAGAGCAGCAAGAGCGACACAGAGUGCAACUCAUGCAGGGGGUGGAGCGCCAUCGAGUAUUGCACCAGCAGAGGCUGGAUCUGGAUCAGCAAGGCCUCGGGUCCCGGUCGGGUGCCGCCGGGCCGGCAGUAGGCGAGACUCCCGGCUCCACCCCCUGCGGGGAAGGGCUCUCCCAGAUGCCCUUCUUCAGUUCUGAGCUUCCCCAGGACUUUCUCCAGUCUCCCCCGGGCCCCGGACCACCCACGCUGGGGGGGCAGGCGGGGGGGCUUUUUCCUCAGACUCAGCAGGGCUUCACGGUGGGGCCGCUCCCGCACGGGGUGGGCCCCGCCUCGGAGUUCAUUCCAGGGGCUUCCCCGGAGCGGGGUAGGGUCUUGCCCGUGGAGGCGGCGUCUCCAAACCUGCAGACUAAACCGAGAGCUGCCGGGAGUCUGGGUCAGGUCCACGCGCCGGGCGCCCUUCAAAUGCCCUCCAAACAAGGCGGUCAAGGUCUUCCGUUCAGCCCCGACUCAGCCUCCUCCUCGCCGUCCGCCGUCCUCCACGCGUCAUUCUCCUCGUCGCCCCUUCCUCAGCUCUACGCCGACAUCCUGCCCGAUGACGGCCCGAAGAGGAGGAGGAGCGUCAACCGGGACAGAGACAACGCCGCCGCCGGAGGAGGAGCCCGAACGCCGCUGUCGACUCACUCCGAUGACAUCACGGCCCCGCCGACUCCGGCGUUUUCCGACACUUCCUGUUCUACCCCCACACGGAGCGGCGCGGAGCUGGCCGACUUGAACUUGCCCCUCUCGGCUCUGGCCCCGUCCUCUGAGCUGGAGAGGCAACUGUCGGUAGUUUGUGCGGCCCAGGAAAGAAGCUCUCUUCUGGGCACGGACGCUCAAAGCGACGACCUGUGUGGAAGCCGAACUGCAGUCAAGGAGGAGCGCGAGGAGCGAGGAGCCUGCGGAGGAAAUCCCGUAAAGCUGGAAUGCGCCUCCCCUCUUUACGGCGGCCGGGGGGGUGACCUCGGGAAGGAGCUCCUCCGGCACCUGCUGAAGGAAAAAAACUCUCCCGCAAAGACACCGUCGCCGAGCCGCCAGCUGUCAGGUGAAAGCGCGCGUUCUAAGGAUGAGGAUGGCGCCGGUUUCCAUGGCAAUAUGACAGCAGACGGUCCCGAUGUCCUGGACUUGUUGGGUAAGAGGAAGCCCCAGCGCUGUAAGAGAGCCGCACGGCCCGACAAAGACAAAACUCUCUGCAAAUACAAGAGGAGACGACGAGAGGACGACGACGACGACGACGACCACCACCGCGCCCUCGACUGCUCCUCUUCCCCGUCAGAGCAGAUCAUGACGCACCUCACGCAGCUGUCGGCGCUGCCCCUCAUGGAGCCCGUCCUGGGUCUGGACCUGAGCCCGUUCCCCCCGUACGGCGGCUCGUCUCUGGGCCGAGACUCCAGGCUGAGCGGCUCCUUCGGCAGCGCCUGCCUGGAUGGAGUCGCCGACUACUACACGCAACUCACGUGCAAAAACCUCCUCGGCAACCCCCCCACCCCUCCGGCCUCGCUGCCGCCCACCCCCCCUCCGGUGGCCAAGCAGAAGCUCGUCAACGGCUUUGCCACGGCGGAGGAAGUGAGCAGGAAGGACGUCCGAGGGGUGACAUCCAAGGGCGAAGAUCUUCAUCAGACCGCCAAGACCGUGGACGUGCCCGCCUCCCUGCCCACGCCACCGCACAACAACCAGGAAGAACUCCGCGUCCAGGACUCGUCGUCCCCGUGCGACAGUCCGGACGGCUUUGUGCCGUCCUCGUCCCCCGAGAGCGUGGCCGACACGGAGGUCAGCAGAUAUCCCGACCUGUCCUUCGUCAAGACCGAGGCGCCGUCCCCCUGCCCGUCACCGCCCAUUCCCAUCGUGCCCUGCUCCUGGGGCAAAGGCACUGCGCUGAAGCGGGAAGUCAAGAUGGAGCCGAACCAUCAGGCUCCUCCCUCCUGCUCCAAAGCAGAUCUGGUUACCAUAGCGAUCACCUUGAACCCGACGGCCUCUCAGAAUGUUCCUGGCGUCGUGGCGGCAGUGGCCAAGCUGCUGCGGGUGCCCGCCUCCGUCGACUACCGGCUGAGCCAUGCCCAGUGUGCCCCGCUCGGCCUGAUGGCUGGAGUCUCUGUGCCGCUACCUCAGACUUCAGCAAGCAGCAGGCAGCCGAGAACAGCGCCACCAGCUGGUGUGAGGAUGGACCCCAUCCAACGCAGCGGCGGUCCCGCCGUCUCCAGGCCGCCGUCGUGCAGCUUCUGCAAAGUGCUCCUGGGAAACGGAGUUCGCCAAAUCAAAGAGGCCAAACAGGAGGGUUCGUCCAGUCUGCUGUUCUGCAGCCCGAACUGCUCUGCUCUCUACUCGUCGGGCCUGAAGAGCAGCACCUCCGCAGACGAGCCUCCGGACGACCCCCCCCCUCCUCUCCCUCAGCACCGCUACACCAACAACAUGUCGUCCAUCACCGUCCACUCGCUCCCGCCGGCCGCCGUCCGGGCCGCCGGCUCCUCCCCGCCCCUCCACUUCCCCUCCGCAUCCGCUGUCACCAUGGAGACCAAACCCCGCGUGGACAGCCUCAAGGUGAAGGUGAAACUGAAGCCCCACCCCUACGCCUUCUCCGAGGGUGACGACUCGCUGCCCGGCAAGCGGACGAAGAGUUCGCGGUGGCGGCGCUGGAACGUCGACGUCGCUCUGAGCAGGGGCCCCAUUUCCGACAAGGCCGUCGCCACGCCGACCGAGGAGGAAGGGGACGUGUUGUUGAAGAAGCUGGGGGCGUGUCUACGGCCCGACCCGUUUCCUACCGACCGGCGGAGGUGUUGCUUUUGUCACCAGCAGGGCGACGGAGAAACCGACGGACCCGCCAGACUGCUCAACCUGGACUUGGAUUUGUGGGUGCACCUGAACUGCGCUCUGUGGUCCAGCGAGGUGUACGAGACUCAGGCGGGCGCACUGAUCAACGUGGAGCUGGCGCUGCGCCGCGGUCUGUCUCUGCGCUGCGCCCACUGCCAGCGGACGGGCGCCACCAGCGGCUGCAAUCGGCUGCGGUGCGCCAACACGUACCACUUCACGUGCGCGCUCAGGGCGCACUGCACCUUCUUCAAGGACAAGACCAUGCUGUGCCAGCUGCACCGGCCCCGGACGGGCUCGUCCGCGCCGGGCCCGACGCCCGACCCGCGCUCGUGGGCGCGCGACCCCUACAACUCGGAGCUGCGGCGCUUCGCCGUGUUCCGCCGCGUGUACGUGCAGCGUGACGAGGCGCGGCAGGUGGCGGCCAUGGUGCAGCGCGGUGAGGCGCGCCACACGUUCCGCGUGGGCAGCCUCCUCUUCUGCGCCGUGGGCCGGCUCCUCCCGCGGCAGAUGAACGCCUUCCACGACGCCGCCGCCAUCUUCCCCGUCGGUUACCACGCCGACCGCAUCUACUGGAGCAUGCGCCAGAGCAACAGGCGCUGCAAGUACAUGUGCUUCAUCGAGGAGCACGAUGCCCGGCCGCUCUUCAAGGUCAAGGUGGUGGAGAAGGGCUACGACGACCUCGUGCUGACGGCGCCCACGCCCAAAGGCGUGUGGGAGCAAAUCCUGGAACCCGUGGCCCGGCUCCGAAGCUCCAGCGGAACUCUCAAACUCUUCCCGGACUUCCUGAAAGGAGAAGACCUCUUCGGACUCAGCGCCUCGGCCGUCAGCAGGAUCGUUGAGUCCUUGCCAGGAGUGGAGGCGUGCGAGCGGUACACCUUCCGUUACGGCCGCAACCCGCUCAUGGAGUGGCCGCUGGCCUUCAACCCGUCCGGCUCGGCCCGCUCUGAGCCCAAAGCGAGCGCGGCAAAGAGGCCGUACCUGCCCGCCGGCACGGCUCCCAGGUGCCAGGGCUCGGUGGGCUCCAUCGUGGGUCCGGUCCCGGGCGUCAUCUCGCUGUCGCCGGGCGAGACGGUGGCUGGCGCUCAUCAGGGGCGCCACUCCAAGCUGGCACAGUACCGCCGCAUGAAGGCCGACUGGAAGACCAACGUCUACCUGGCGCGAUCGCGCAUCCAGGGCCUGGGGCUGUACGCCGCCAGGGACAUCGAGAAGUGCACGAUGGUCAUCGAGUACAUCGGCGCCAUCAUCAGAAGCGAAGUGGCCAACCGCAAGGAGAGACUCUACGAGAGUCAGAACCGAGGCGUUUACAUGUUCCGAAUCGACAACGACUACGUGAUCGACGCCACCAUCGCUGGAGGACCUGCUAGGUACAUCAACCACUCGUGUGCGCCCAACUGCAUCACGGAGGUGGUGAGCGUGGACAAGGAGAACAAGAUCAUCAUCAGCUCGUGCAGACGCAUCCAGAGGGGAGAGGAGCUGUCCUACGACUACAAGUUUGACUUGGAGGACGACCAGCACAAGAUUCCGUGCCACUGCGGCGCCUUCAACUGUCGCAAGUGGAUGAAUUGAACGGAAAUUGCGAUUGCCUGACGGGGGAGUGCUGAGCUGCGAGUUCGAUUGCUGGGCGAGCGGGCGAGCGGGCUGGAGGCUGGAGGCUGGCCCUCUGUGUGUAAAUGUGUACAAAGAUGAGCAGAUGAUUUGUGUAAAAUAACUUUUUGUUUUUGUAUUUAUUAUGAAAUGAGCUUAUUUUCUAAUCACACUCACUCGUUUCGGGUGGCGAGUCGCUCGCAGCGUGUAAAUAGCGUCCACACACAGAAAAAAAACAACUUCACACUUUGGACGAGAGGCCAUUUUGAAGUUUUCUUUGCUCCUGUGUCAUUUUGAUUUUGUUUGUGGCCGCGCUACCCCACACGUGAUGAAAUGAAAUUAGUUUGGGGGGAUGCCGUUGAGCCUGUUUUAGAAACAUUUACAGAAAAUAAAAUAUUUUCCAUCUUGAGACAA
Phyllopteryx taeniolatus (common seadragon) is the source of this 20151-nucleotide messenger RNA. RefSeq names its product histone-lysine N-methyltransferase 2C-like. The transcript has 77 exons. Gene Ontology annotation, biological process: positive regulation of transcription by RNA polymerase II. Gene Ontology annotation, molecular function: histone H3K4 methyltransferase activity; histone binding; transcription coactivator activity. The coding region runs from base 334 to 19719 and encodes 6461 amino acids. The record is from RefSeq and is a predicted model, not a curated record. Lineage: Eukaryota; Metazoa; Chordata; Actinopteri; Syngnathiformes; Syngnathidae. Gene Ontology annotation, cellular component: MLL3/4 complex; nucleus.